Messenger RNA from Anopheles coustani, 1605 nucleotides. Its product is annotated as acyl-CoA Delta-9 desaturase-like. Gene Ontology annotation, biological process: unsaturated fatty acid biosynthetic process. Gene Ontology annotation, cellular component: endoplasmic reticulum membrane. Lineage: Eukaryota; Metazoa; Arthropoda; Insecta; Diptera; Culicidae. The record is from RefSeq and is a predicted model, not a curated record. Bases 1 to 1605 code for a protein of 534 amino acids. The transcript has 6 exons. Gene Ontology annotation, molecular function: iron ion binding; stearoyl-CoA 9-desaturase activity.
AUGGGAGCAGACUCAUUAACGAAGACGAUCCUGUGCGCAAAGACGCCCGAACUGAUCGAGACGGCAAUCGCCGACCGCAAGCCAGAGCAGUCACAGACCGACCCGCACAGUUUUCCCUCGACCAGCGAGAGCGAUGUUGCGCUUUCUGAGUCGACCCUCUCGGGCGCCCAGUUCGAGAAGGUCCUCCAGACGUGCAACACGGUGGCGCACGAGGCCGAAGCAGACCGGAAGCUGAAGGAGAUCGGCUCGGCCACGCCGAUCCUGCCGUCCGAGAUCGGCACAGACUUCAACUUCAAGCGGGAGAUCGUGUGGAAGAACGUGAUCGGAUUCCUGCUGCUGCACCUCUGCGGCUGGGUCGGGCUGCAUCUGGCUUUCUGGCGGUACUGUGAUUAUCGUACAACGCUUUACACUAUGUGGCUGAUGUACGCCUCCGGACAGGGUGUCACGAUGGGUGCACACCGACUCUGGUCUCACCGGGCGUUCAAGGCGACGCUCUGGCUGAGGAUCAUCCUGCUGUGGAUGCAUACACUGGCCGGACAGAACUGCCUGUACGUGUGGGUUCGCGACCACCGACAGCACCACAAGUUCUCGGACACGGACGCCGACCCGCACAACGCCAACCGUGGCUUCUUCUUUUCGCACAUCGGCUGGCUGCUGUCCCGUAAGCAUCCGAAGGUGAUCGAGUACGGCAAGAAGAUCGAUAUGUCCGAUCUGGAAGCGGACCCGCUGAUUAUGUUCCAAAAGGAUCAUUAUAAACUUUUGUACACCAUUUUCGCGUUGUUCGGCCCUACCGCCAUCCCGGUGUAUUUCUGGGGCGAGAACCCACUGUACGCGCUAUUCGUGGCUUUCUUCUUCCGCACGGUCCUCAGCCUAAACGCGACCUGGUCGGUCAACAGUGCCGCACACAUGUUCGGUACCCGUCCGUACGACAAAACCAUGUGGCCAGUGGAGAAUAUGUUCGUGUCUUUCGUAGCCGUUGGCGAGGGCUGGCACAACUACCAUCAUGCCUUCCCGUGGGAUUACCGUGCAUCGGAGUACGGCACGCCACUAAAUCUGACCGGAACGCUCAUCGACCUGCUGGCCAAGUUUGGGGCAGUGUAUGAUCGCAAGACCGCAACGACGAAUAUGGUGAAAAAUCGCGUCAUGCGUACCGGCGACAAGUCCCAUCACACGUACGGCACCGACGAAGGCCGCAAGGCGUUCACCACCCUGUGGAACAUCUGGAAGCACCCGUCCAACCCGAGCUACAACUCGAUCCACACGCCAAAGCCGAAGAUCCUGCAGUCGGAUGGCUACGCGCUCAUUCCGGACGAGCUGAAGCAGGCCGAGCGGGACGAGGAGCUGCUGUCGAAGGAGAACGAGGAGUUGAUGCGCCGCCAGAGGGAGGAGGAGAGCCGCACGACAGAAGCGAACCAAAUCUACUCCAAGCUGUCGAAGUACAUCAAGGAGCAGCAGCAGACGGUGCCGGCCUCGGUUGACGACUUGUUGCUGCAGUCGAAUAACAACAGCGAUAAGACUGCACUGCUGCAGGGCAAGGCGGCCCUCAAUGUCGUCGACUGCAACGACAAUGCGCUCGUGAAGCGGAAACCGGUCAGUCAGAACUAG